AUGACGUCAAGGAAGGACUCGGGUACGGCUGGCAAGAACGACAACGCCGUUCCAUCUACCACUAGCAAGUUAUCCCAGUCGUUGUCGACAAGCCAGCCCGGGUCGUCAGCUUGGGUCCCCUUGUACGCAGCGGAAGACGGUCACGACCAACUGCAGGACCAGAACGGCCCCUCUGUACCAGGAGAAGUUCCUUUCCGUGAAAACCUAAGGUCUGCGAAGUCGGCGGAGCCACCGAUAACACAUUCCAGUAGACCUGCCCAGCCCAGUGACAGCAGAUCCAGCGAUUUCGGCUCUCCGGCUACAGGGGGACCAAAGCACUCGGUACGACCAAACAGAUUUAAGAAGGGUGACGGCAGUGAACGAGACGACACCGUCGUCACAACCACGGUCACUACGUCUGCGAGAGACGACACAGUGGUCGCGGAACCAAGCUCUACAACGACCGCAGUCGACCCAUCCGAAUUCGGUGGAGCUUCAACACCUGCGGACAGUUUAGGUCGACAAGCUCGCGCCACUAGGACCGGUUCCCACGGUGCAAAUCCGAAACCGUCACGACGUGGUCCUCCGCAAGACGGUCCCGACAGCGCCGCUGGAAAACAUCUGAAGUCGAAGCACGGGCUCGUCGAUACAGUCACACGUCCUUACGAUGCGGUGACUCCAGCAAAUGAACCAGAAUCGAGUACGAACGUACUUGGCACUGGUCGUUUGGAACUGCCUUCUUCUCGGAAUAGGGCGUCAACAAGUUCCAGCGAACCUCGUCACCACGAACAAGAAGUCCGAAACACAAGUGCCGCGGCAGUGGUCAGGGACUCGCAGAUUCCAAGCAUGAAUGGCGGCGACAACCCGCCCGCAGGUGUGACGCUGACUCCGCGACCGAGUUCGGCCGGUCCGACCGCCGCGAAGCACGCUUCCAGGGGUCGCCCGCCGAAAGCCGAACCCGACAAAUCCGAACGCAGUCCUCAAGCGAGGAGGAAGUCCCAGAGGCUGCAGAGCCCCAGCCGCGGCCCAGAUGUGCCAGCUGCUCCGCUUGGCGAGCUUCGAGCUAAGACGACAAAGGCCACUCGAGCAACUGGAGACGCCCUCGACAAUGAAACGAAGGAGGAGGCCGGCAUGACGUUGUCAGUAUAA
Rhipicephalus sanguineus (brown dog tick) is the source of this 1128-nucleotide messenger RNA. RefSeq lists its product as uncharacterized. The transcript has 2 exons. The coding region runs from base 1 to 1128 and encodes 375 amino acids. Lineage: Eukaryota; Metazoa; Arthropoda; Arachnida; Ixodida; Ixodidae. The record is from RefSeq and is a predicted model, not a curated record.